CUUAAUUUUGAAAGUUAUUCAGCCGUCGAGGUUAAUGGCUACAGUGACGAAAGCUUAAAAGCUAAGUAAAACAAAACGCACAUCCGAUAAGAAACGUUAGUAAUCGCUACGAUGUAUACAAACAAGAGUGCUACAGGAUGGGGAAAUUGAGAGACACUUCAAGAGCUCGUUACGCUCACGCGCGCCGGAACACCGGAAUGAUGCCGAAUCGGUCGGUCGGGUACUCCAUUUGCCUAUAAAUAGAGGGGUACGCUGAUAAGAAAGCUGCUGCAAUUGGGGAAGAUCCGCGAAAGCUCGCUCUCGCCCGCACACUCACACGCGCGCACUCAGAGCCUUGCCGUGGGAACGGUGGCGUUGUGUAUAAGGACACGGGAUCAAAACACGGGAGAAAAAAGGAUGUCCUGUACAGCUAACUGGCGAGAGACUGGUUUGCCUGGUGAGCGUGCCUAGCGCUCUGCGUGAGCAGUGUGUGGUGUGCUAUACGGCACUCCGAUAUCAGUGCCAGUGAUAAGAAAAUGCACUGCAGAAUCGUCGUCAAUCGAACACGGCCGCCAGCCGAAGACGGACAGAAACGGUGAAAGGCGAUUUUUGUGCGCGUCUGGUUGGAAAAGGAGGAAGAAAAAAAAAGCUCACCCAGAAAAAGGAGCAGAAGCUGCUUUUCCAAUUGGAAAACGAAGCACGUUUGGCCUAGUUUAAAUAGUGUAACGAAUAGUCAACAAAAAGGACCAGCAUUCAGUGGAUGUGUGGAUGUAGAAAACCAGUAAGCACAACAACGGUAGAAGCAAAAAAAAAACAAGAAAUACUAGCGAACAAAAACAGUGAGAAAAGCGCUAGGGCUGUUUUUCGCCCACUCGCCCUUCUUUUCCGGCACACACUCCCAACCCCACAGUGAUACGGUGGUGCUUAUCACUUUGUUUAAUUAGGGUACCAGUGAUAAUGGACUUUGCCGUGAAAAGUGUACAAGGACGCGACCGAAUGCGACAUCAACAGGAAGCGAAGGAGGCACCGAAAUCUCCGUUUUGAACAAUACUCGCAGCAUUCGACUAGCGGGAGCUUACCGAUAAGAAGCUGCUUAACUGCUGCUUUGGGAUCGGUGCUCGAAGCUGGGAAGCAGCCCGUGUAGGGUAGGGAGAGGGGGUGGUCGAGAAGGGUCGCGCAGCGGUGAUAACGACGAUGGCGGCGGUCUAACGAAGAAAAGCCAAGGGACAGCGCUCUAGCGGGUGCGCGCGGGCUGUGUGGUGGUGAACGUGCCGAGAGUCGAGAGUGCGGGUGUACUGUUACUAAUGGCCAAAAGCUUGCUACCGUGAGCGAGCGCAAGCACGAGCAACGAUUACGUGGAGCCGAACAGCGGCCGAAAGGAUCGCAGCCGAAUCCAAUAUCAGUCGUCCUCACGGGACAUGCGCCUGACGACGCUUUUCGCGCGCUCGCGGCAGUACAAUAGUGUACAACCAGCACCGCACGCGAUACAAGCCCCUAACGCAACGAUGCCAGUGGCGACGAUGUGUUGAUAUUUCAAACGGAACGAUGAACAAACUUUUCUGCCGGCUUUCCAUCGUCCGUUGAUGCAUUUGGACGUGUGCAUGAUGAUGACGGUGUCGAUGCUUCAGAUAUCCGCACCGCAAUACAGAGGCAUCUUGUGUCCGUGUUUACAGGGAGGCAAAACGAGCAGUGUAAACGCUUAGUGGUAGUGGAAAUAUCGUCCAAGCGUUUGCAACCACGGAAUUAAAAGCAAUAGAGAGAAUGGUCGAGGUGUCGGGCGGACGCCGCACUGCCGCUGGUCGAUUGUGAUUGGGAAACUAUGUGUGUACGCGCCUCCAUCGCGUUUAUCAGUGGCCGCUCUCGCUCGUGCAAACUUCGAUGCCGCCGCCGCACCGGGGGAGACAACAGGACACACACCGACGUUGCUCCGUACGCUUGCAACGCAAUGCAACUGAUAACGUAAUGAGUGUUAUGUGCGUGUGCGCUCACGAACCGACUCUCUCUCGCUCUUCUAUGCUCGCGGAGCGCUGGUCGGUUGGACCGCGAUAAGGGAAGCGUUAUCCUUGGCAUAUGCUUAUCACCAACACGUGCGAACACGCCAGAACGAGGGAGCAAUUUUAUCAUCCUGUAUUCCAAUAGUAAUAGCCACAAUAACAGCAAGAACAAUGGUAGUGUUUGGAAGGACAGCACUAAAGAUGACCAACCUAAUGUGUCUCAUCGGCACAAUUGUAGUAAUUUGCUUGAUAGAGUUGAUCGUCGCGCGCGAUAUAUACGAUCACUACGAACACAGCAUGCGGCGCGGUCACCGGGGGCUUCAUCAGCAGCACCAGCACCAGCAACACGAAGAGCAACAGCAACAGCAGCAAGAGCAGCACCAUCAGUACAACAUUAACCAUAACAGCAAGCACAAUGGCAAUAGCAACUACCACCAAGCCUACUGUGGGAGGCAGGUGAGAUUUUACGAAAAAUCGCACCACUCCAAACACGCCGGCCAUCAUCAGCCGCGCGUGGAAACGAUCGCGAUGAAACACAAGCGCCACUACGCCAGCCAACAUCAGCGCACUAAUGCGUCCAUCGGCGGGCUGCAGCACUACACGCCAGGGUCCUCGUCCUGGCCCGACGGUACACCCGAGGAGCACGAACAAACGUUUCUGAUGCUUCAGGACGACCAGGACGGGGACCAGCAGCAAUACGAUGGCAGUGCGGCACCAGGGCUGAAGCAGCUCAAACACCACGGCCCGGUGCCGGUGUGGCCCGUCAAGCGGGAGGCGGUGGUCGAGGGUGACCUCAUCCUCGGCGGUCUCAUGAUGGUGCACUCGCGCGAAGAUUCCGUCACGUGCGGUCCGAUCAUGCCGCAGGGUGGUAUACAGGCGCUGGAAACGAUGCUCUACACGCUGGACAAGAUCAACGAGCAGGGCCUGGUGCCGAACGUGACUAUCGGUGCCCACAUUCUGGACGACUGCGACAAGGACACGUACGGGCUGGAGAUGGCGGUCGACUUUAUCAAGGGCUCGAUCAGCAAUAUCGACGACAUCAACGACUAUGACAACUGCAGUAAGGGGCACAAGAAGAAAAUCAUUUCCGGCGUGGUUGGGGCCGCUUCGUCCGUGACUUCGAUACAGGUAGCGAAUUUGCUGCGAUUAUUUAAAAUACCUCAGGUUUCCUUUUUUUCUACAAGUCCAGAGUUGAGCAAUAAACAACGAUUCGAAUAUUUUUCGCGAACUAUACCGUCGGAUCAUUAUCAGGUGAAGGCAAUAGUGGACAUCGUCCAGAAGCUGGGCUGGAGCUACAUUUCCAUUAUUUACGAAGAGAGCAACUACGGUAUAAAGGCAUUUGAAGAAUUAGACGAUUUGCUAUCCAAGCAUAACAUUUGCAUAGCUGUUAAGGAGAAACUAGUAAAAGAUUCUGGCGUUGCUGAUACGAUAGCGUAUGAUAACAUAGUACUUAAGCUGUUAACUAAGCCACGUGCUAAAGGUGUUAUUAUAUUUGGAUCAGACCAAGAGGUGGCCGAAGUGAUGAAGGCAGUCCGGCGGCAAAAUGUUACAGGGGUAUUUUCGUGGAUCGGCUCGGACGGAUGGAGCGCCCGCAAUCUGGUGUCGGACGGCAACGAGGCCGAGGUGGAGGGUACACUGUCCGUACAACCGCAAGCCAAUCCAGUGAUCGGGUUCGAAGACUAUUUUCUCAAUCUGACCGUUAUUAAUAAUAAGCGCAAUCCUUGGUUUGUAGAAUUCUGGGAAAAUAAUUUCCAAUGUAAAUAUCCCAACUCACCGUACACGCCGUACAAUAAGGACUACAAGAAGGUGUGCUCGACCACGGAGAAGCUUUUGAAGCGGGAUCUUGACUUUGAAGAUCAGCUGCAGUUUGUGAGCGACGCCGUGAUGGCGUUUGGAUACGCGUUCAAAAACAUGCAUCAAGAGCUAUGCGGCGGCAAACCGGGUCUAUGUGAUGCGAUGAAUCCUACCAAGGGAUCGGAGCUGCUGAAAUAUCUUCGCAAGGCGGAUUUUAUCGGUCUCAGCGGCGAUAGGUUCAAUUUCGAUGUCAACGGCGACGGUCCGGCUCGAUACAACAUUAUCCAUUUCAAGCAGGUAGCACCGGAACGGUACACGUGGAUAAAGGUCGGCGAGUACUAUCAGGGUGAGCUGCGGUUGAAUAUGCAAGAUAUUCAAUUCCGCACGAAAGAUUCCAUGCCACCGGAGUCGGUUUGCAGCAGACCGUGUGAGCGGGGCCAAGCCAAAAAGUAUGUCGAAGGUGAGGGAUGUUGCUGGCAUUGCUUCAAUUGCACACAGUACCAGAUACGAAGUCCAAACGAUGAAACACACUGUGUCAACUGUCCAAGGGGAACGCUACCAGACGUUUACCACGAGGAGUGCCAGCAGAUUCCCGAAUCUUACCUACGGCCGGAAUCAUUCCUAGCAAUUGGUGCAAUGACGUUCAGCUCAUUUGGCAUACUGAUUACCUUCUUCGUUAUCGGUGUAUUUUUGAAACACAACGAUACACCCAUCGUUAGAGCAUCCGGCCGAGAGUUAAGCUACGUGUUGCUUAGUGGCAUAUUGCUCUGCUUCGGUGUGACUUACACGCUGGUUAUCAAACCGAACGAUAUAGUUUGUGGGGUCCAAAGAUUUUGGUCCGGCUUCUCGUUCACCGUUGUCUACGCAGCGCUACUCACCAAAACGAAUCGUAUCGCGCGCAUCUUCAAUGCGAGCACCAAAUCAGCAAAACGUCCGUCUUUCAUAAGCCCGCACUCUCAGCUAGUCAUAUGCGGAAUACUGGUUUCCUUCCAGAUUUUAAUCAAUGCAGUAUGGAUGAUCGUGUCCCCUGCACACGCCAUGCACUACUAUCCCACGCGGGAGGAUAAUCUGUUGGUUUGCAACUCCUACACCGAUGCAUCCUAUAUGAUUGCAUUCUUUUAUCCUAUCUUUCUGAUCGUCAUCUGCACCGUAUACGCCGUGCUGACACGGAAGACACCCGAAGCUUUUAAUGAGUCUAAGUAUAUUGGUUUUACAAUGUAUACCACUUGCGUUAUAUGGCUUGCAUUUAUACCACUGUACUUCGGCACGGCCAAUAAUGUUCAGCUUAGAAUAUUUACAAUGUCCAUGACAAUUAGCCUGUCGGCAACAGUGACGUUAGUAUGCUUAUUCUCACCAAAGCUUUACAUCAUAUUGAUUCGUCCGGAGCGAAACAUACGACAAAGUAUGAUGCCCAUCCGAUAUAGCACAAUAAACAAAACGACCGGUUCGGCACAGUCGUCGGUGAUGGCGGCGGUCAUAGUAACGGCGGCCACGUGCAACGAGAACGAGAAGGUCAUCAAGAAUGCAUCCAACGAAAACAUACCGGCCGCGUACUGAUACACAAAAAAGGUGAAGCUUAAGGGAGGUGCAGGGCAACGCUUCAAAACCAAAACAACACAACAGAGCAACAACAGCUAAAAACUCAUCAUGAGCUCCUAUGGUGGCCGCUAUUAUUGAAAGUUAGUUUUUAACGACCAAUUACAUAAAUUGUGCGACGAGACAGUGGGAGAAACAGAGAUAGUUGGUUUAAUUUUCUAGCCAUGUUUGGAACUCAGUUCGCAUUGCGUGUUAAAUGAGAGAACAUUUACGGGGGAUUAGGAGGAAAUAACAGAGAGAAAUAAUGAAAAAAAUAUAAAUAUAUAGUAUCCGUUCAAAAUGACUUGCCUAA
Molecule: messenger RNA, 5655 nt
Organism: Anopheles gambiae (African malaria mosquito)
Lineage: Eukaryota; Metazoa; Arthropoda; Insecta; Diptera; Culicidae
Product: metabotropic glutamate receptor 2
Exons: 14
Coding region: 2145-5324 (1059 amino acids)
Biological process (GO): G protein-coupled receptor signaling pathway
Cellular component (GO): membrane
Molecular function (GO): adenylate cyclase inhibiting G protein-coupled glutamate receptor activity
Source: RefSeq, a predicted model, not a curated record